UUUCGAUUGACCCAAGUGGUGCCGAAACGGUGCGGUAUUCGCCACCAAAUGCCACCAUGGAAUGUGCAUCGCAUGGGAAAUGGAAAUAUCUGGUACACAGUGGCUUUUUUGUUUGUUUAGUGUCAUAUGUUAUCUUCUCUUCGUCUAUGGUUACGUGCGCGCGCGCGCCUGUGAGUGUGUGGUUGUACAACUUGUGUGCGGUGUUCAGUAUUUUUGAGGUUGUUCAAUGAAUAGUUAGUGUGAAAGUUUACACCGAAAAGAUAAGCAGCAACAACAACAAAAAACAGACAAAAUAGUGCACACGGAAUUCCUCUCAUCUUCAACACGAUUUCCCGAAAGCAACCCCUCUCAAAUAGUGACGCGUGACGCGUUGUGUUUGCUGCAAGGAAAAAAGAAACAUAGCUUCAAAAUAAUGGCACAUUGCUAGAGCAGUAGGCGCAGCUGCUGGAAAAAGCUGCUGCAUAGCACCCCACGGCUUCCUCGCGCAGGGAACGGCAUCCACAAAAAGUCUUCGCCGUAAUCGCGGAACCAACGUCGCUGCUUUCCAACGUCAUCGCAGGCGAUUUUCGUCGAACCGUUGUUGAGUGGCCACGAAGAACCAAAUCGUGGAUCUCAAGGACGGUGCAUCACGCAGAAGGCUGGAAAAAGGCGUACACGGCGGAGGUGACAGAUCCCUCCCCAAGGUCGACUGCGUUUGUUGGAGUUUUACGAGUUGGAAUCCCGCUUUUGGCCAACGUGUUGUGGAUUGAUGUUGUCCUGCAGUAUCCCAUUAACUGAUACUACACCCCGCUCACAGUGCAUGCAACCGCGGCACGUUGCCUUUGUCGCCGUAUCGAAGAAUGGCAGAACAAUGUGUCAUCGGCAUUGAAGAUAGUCAGCAGCAACCACCCGCCUCGCACGAUGCCACUGACAGCCCGCUGCAUCCCGCCAGUCCAGUGAGCCGCAUCGAAUCGCCCACGUGUGCAGCGGUGGCCCCCGUGAACGCCAUCCACCAUCGGGACGACGUCGACAGUGGAUCCGCCGGGAGCGAUGGUCUCAGCACGCCCAACCUUUCUACGCCGACCUCCGGUGGGGGUGGCGGCGGCGGCGGCGUCGGUGGUGGUGUGACACCACUGUCCGCCGUCGGUGGCGGUACCGAUGGCGCUGGGCUCGCUAAGCGAUGCUGGUUGUUCUCCGGCGAGGACAUCGAGCGUGAGCAUCAUCCGCUGCUGCAUCGCACCGAUAGCCAUGGGAGUGACGAUUUGGAUAGCCUGCAGCAGGGGCAGGAGAGUGACCACGACCAGCAGCACCAGCAGCAGAUGGAAGUUGCCGCCUUUCUCGAAACCCCUGCCGUCGAGCGCAUGGACGAGGCCGAGCUUAGCCCAACGGCGAAGCUGGUAAUCAUCAGCGAUAAGCUGGCGUCGGCCAAACCAAAGCGGCUCAGUGAUGAAUUUUUCUCCGCCGACGACAACGACGAUGACGACGACGACGAUGAAGACGAUGAUGAUCGCGAGGACGACGAGGGCGAACACGCAAAGGGCGGUUCGGUUACCCUCUCUUCCGGUGGUGAUGUCCCGAAGAGUGGAAGUGUGGGUAAUGGUGAUUGCGAAGCCCAGGCCAGUUUAAGCGAGAUAAAAAAUCUAACCAUCACCUGCAAUGGGGGUCAAAGUCGUAGUUGCCGCCUUGGAGGUGAAACCGAGCAGCGGGAGGACGAGGAGCAGGAUGCGGAAAACUCGAUCAACUGCCCCAAACGGGAGCAAACGGGUGGAGGAAAAUCGUCCGACGCUCCGUCCGGCUCGAAGCACCGGGACAACAGAAAGGAGGAAAACGAUGAAGAGCGCCACCAUCAUCACCAUCACCAUCACCACGCUGGUGACGCUAGCGAUGAAGACGGCGAUGGUGAGGCCGAAGACGAGGACGAGGAUUUUCUGGACGACGUGCAAUCGAUGGACGCGAUCGAGCGGCGCGACUUCGAGCAGGAGCAGCGCCUGACGGGUGGCUUUUUGAUACGCAACAAAUCACUGAUAUCUGCCGAUAGACUGAACUUAGAAUUUUUAAAUACCAUUAGCCAACCGGCGCAACAGCGCUCUCCCCCAGCCGCCGGUGCCCACGAUGAGAAGGUGCCGGUGGCGUCUUCAUCAUCGCAAAAGUCGCACACCACCAACGCCGACGACGAAGGGCCGAGGACGAAGUCACUCGAUCGAGCUGAUGAUGAUGAUGUUGUUGGCGAGCUUAUUCUUGCUUGCUCCUCAUUCUCCUCAUCCUGCACUGCGUCCCCGACAUCGGUGACGACGGCACAGCUUACAACAACGCCAACUAGUAGUAGACAUCAGUACAAGCAUGAUCCUCACUUUCACCAUCAUCAUCAUCAUCAUCACCAACCGCAACAACACCAGCUUGGCCGGGAAGCCAAAUUGGCCACCGGUGUCAUCAAACAGCAGCAGCACCAGCAGGUGGCCAACAAUGGCGAUAGCUUUAGUAGUAGUUUUAGUAGGGAAAAUGAGAACAAUAGUACAACCAAGUCUGCAGUGCAUAAGCUUACGAGAAACCUCUCCGCUAGUCUAGCGUAUUGCGAUGAGAAGCGAAAUGUGGACGUGGAAGGAUGUGAGAGCAAAAGUGCGGCCGAUGACCUUUGCGACGUGGCCGAAGGUGCCGCUUCCAGAUCAGCAAAAUCACUUUCCAUCAACUCGUCCGUUUCGUCGUCGGUGUCGUCGCUUGCGUCGUCGUCGUCCUCGAACUACUCGCUGUACGUGUCCGUCUCGGGCUCCUCGUCGACGGUGGAAGGUGGCAGUGUGGUGGAAAAGGUCAACGAGAAAGACCAGCAGCAGCAGCAACAGCAAGUGUCUGGUGGAUCGUUGGGAAAACCGCAGCAUCAACUGGCCGAGGCGUUUUUGAAAGCGAUCACAAACAACAGUCUGUUGGCGGCCCGUGCCGCAGAGACGCUUCUGCGCGAUGGGUUGAUCGUAGAGUUACCACCUGAGGGCGGCGACCAAAUGGAGGUGAUAACGAACAACCGACUGCUGGCUUCCGAGAAGGAUUCGCUUGUGGCGAGAGGAGGCAAAACAGCGAGCACGACCAGCUCCACCCGUAGCAGUAUCAUCGCCGGUACGGCGGAUUUGUUGACACAGGACGAAAGCGCAACGAAUGAUCCUUGCUCGACGAGCAGCUCUACCGCGUCGUACUCGUCCUCUUCGUCACCAUCACCGCCCCAGACACAGCACGGUGGGGAUGUCCCGAUGGUAGUCUGUUCCACGGAACUACCACCGACGGCUUCGCUUUCCGAGUCAACCUCAUCGGCUGGUUGUGGUGCAUCGGCAUCGUCAACGUCGGAACAGCUCGACGAGGUGGCCACGGUGGUUGAGAAGGAAGAAAGCGAACUGACCCGAGGCGAUCAAGGUACCAAGGCAAGAAAGGAAGAAGAUACCGUAUCAUCGCUUAGCUGUCCGUUCUCGAAGGAGGAUAGCAGGCAGCAGGCACCAUCGACGUCUUCAUCCGCGGCGGGCAAAGCUGCUGGCUCCCCUUCGGCCGGCGGACAAUCCUCUCAACAUCACCAACAUAGACGUCAGUACCAUCACCAUCAUCACCAUCAUCACCACCACCACCAUCGUGCCGCAGGAGCAGCAGCAUCGUCCGCAAGCUCAGCUUCUUCAUCGUCCACCGCGACUGCAUCAUCAUCUUCUGCGACGAAUGCCGGGCCCACUGGGUCUACCGUUGCCGCCGCCUCAUCCUCCUCCGCCGCACCAGCAGCAUCCGCAGAUCAGCUAGCGAUAGUGGCUGCCGUAGCGGCCGUACCGUUCCAUCAGCAGCGUGACGCUAGUACCAACACUUCGAACUCUCCCGAAUCGAGCGAGCCGGAAAUCGACGAGGAGGACUGGGCCGACUGCGAGGAGGGUACCGACGAGGAGGUAUGCACCUGCCGGGACUACACGGACGAGGAGGGUUUCGCGAGCAGCGAAGACGAGCUGCCAUCGCGCGACGUAGACCUCUCCAGCUACACGCAUCUCGAUACGAUCCCGGAGGAUUUGCUGCACGAAGCACAAACACCCAGGAUGCACCGGAAACGGAAGCUUACGGAGAACCGCACCGCUGCCCCGUACGGCAGUGAGAGUGGCAGUCCGUCGACGGAAACGCUGAACUACAGCAGCCGGAAGCGGCUUGCGUUGGACGGAUCCGCUACGGGCGCCGGCACGGUAACGACGCCCGGCGGUACAUCCUCGAACGGCAACGGGUCAUCAUCGGGUGCGACGGGAUUAACGUCGGUCACUGGGGCUCUAAUGGCCACCACACCGCGAUCGUCACUGCGUAGCCCAAUGAAUAUUGCAACGACACCAACUUCAUCCACUUUGGGAGAGCGUAAAACCCCUAGAACCAUUAUACCAACCAAAGAUAAUCCUCCUCCCGAGUUAAAUGAGUGGUUGCUUCAAUUCCAGCGAUGGACACACGUCGAACGACUAGUGGCGGUCGAUCGGUUGAUCGAACACUGCGAGCCCACCCAGGUGCGCCACAUGAUGAAGGUGAUCGAGCCCCAGUUCCAGCGGGACUUCAUCUCGCUGCUCCCGAAAGAGCUAGCGCUCCAGGUGCUGUCCUACCUCGAGCCGAAGGAUCUGCUGCGGGCGGCCCAAACGUGCCGCAGCUGGCGCUUCCUGGCGGACGACAAUCUGCUGUGGAAGGAAAAGUGCAAGGAGGGCGGCAUCGUGAUCGAACCGUCGACCGACCGCCCGAAGCGGGGCCGCACCGGCAACAUGCCACCGAUCUCGUCCCCCUGGAAGGCGGCCUACAUGCGCCAGCAUAUCAUCGAGAUGAACUGGCGCUCGCGGCCAAUCCGCACGGCCAAGGUACUGAAGGGCCACGACGAUCACGUCAUUACGUGCCUUCAAUUCUGCGGCAACCGCAUCGUAUCCGGUUCCGACGACAAUACGCUGAAAGUUUGGUCCGCCAUCACGGGGAAGUGCCUUCGAACGCUCACCGGACAUACGGGCGGCGUCUGGUCAUCGCAAAUGGCGGGCAAUGUUAUCAUCUCCGGCAGCACGGAUCGUACGCUGCGCGUGUGGAAUGCGGACACCGGACAGUGCAUGCACAUCCUGCACGGACAUACGUCGACCGUGCGCUGCAUGCAUUUACACGGCAACAAAGUCGUGAGUGGUUCCCGUGAUGCAACACUUCGCGUGUGGGACGUCAACCUUGGCACCUGCCUGCAUAUGCUGGUGGGUCAUCUGGCCGCGGUCCGGUGUGUCCAGUACGAUGGCAAGCUGAUCGUGUCCGGUGCGUACGACUACAUGGUGAAGGUGUGGAACCCCGAACGCCAGGAGUGUCUCCAUACGCUCCAGGGGCACACCAAUCGCGUCUAUUCACUCCAGUUUGAUGGAGUGCACGUCGUUUCCGGUUCGCUGGACACUUCGAUCCGCGUGUGGGACGCCGAAACGGGCUCGUGCAAGCACGCCCUGAUGGGCCACCAGAGCCUCACGUCCGGCAUGGAGCUGCGACAGAACAUACUCGUAUCCGGCAAUGCCGACUCCACCGUCAAGGUGUGGGACAUCAUCACCGGCCAGUGUUUGCAGACACUUUCGGGACCUAACAAGCAUCAGUCGGCCGUCACUUGCCUGCAGUUCAAUUCGCGCUUCGUCAUCACCAGCUCGGACGAUGGCACGGUGAAGCUGUGGGACGUAAAGACGGGCGAUUUCAUCCGCAACCUGGUGGCCCUGGAAUCGGGUGGUUCCGGUGGAGUUGUCUGGCGUAUACGAGCGAACGAUACAAAGCUUAUUUGCGCCGUUGGAUCCCGCAACGGCACGGAAGAAACCAAACUGAUGGUACUCGAUUUCGACGUGGAAGGUGCCUGCUUGAAAUGCUCAUAAUUAUUAAGGUGAACACAACCAACCAACCAACCAACACCAAUUCCUCCCCCACUCUUCUCCAGAAAGGUUUUCUCUAACAACCCUUAACCCCCCCUGCGUUGCUUAGCUCUUUUGGUCAAGGUUAUGUAACGUCUUUUCCUUCCUUCAACUACACUUUCCUUCGUCCUACUAACCUUCCACUUUCCGUAUCACACACUCCUCACACUCGAGUAGGGUAAAAUAUUUAACUCAUAAGUAUAAAACAUAGAAGCGAAAAAGGUUAAACUCGCACUCUCUCUCUCGCGCUCUGCUGUGCGCAAAGCAGAAGGGUGGUUGCGCAUAAAAUCCCGGAGCGAGAAUAAGCCCGCCCGUACCGCGUUGGGCAAGACAGCAGGUGUAGGUAGAUUGUGGUCGCGCGAGCGCUGUUCAAGUCACACACACAAACACACAUACAUACACCGGUGGAUGAUGAUGGUUUGAGAUAUUCGGUGAACAUGGUUGGGAAAGGAUAACAAAAAGGAGGAGAGGCCACGAAGAGAACGGCGAACAUAUGCAGCAGCAUCAAACCGCAAGCAAAAUACUCCUUUUUUCGCCUCGUUCGGGACGGAAGAAACCAAUGGGUUUCCAUUUGCAUGGAACUGUAACCCCAACUCAGUUUAAAGGUGAACGGGACAACAUCUCGGGUGUCCCACCGCACCGCAACCAGUUGCAAUAAUUCGUACUAGCACUUACCACUCCGUCCUUAGUUCCGUCGGCCGAGGAACUGCACUCUGUCGAAGGAUUUUCUUUUUCUAUUUAAAACAUAUUUUAGUAGCAAAUAAUGUAGUGAAAUUUUAUAGUUAAACCUUUUUGAAAAUUUGUUUUAAACUCAUUGUUUGUUUUACGUGUUCGUGUUUCCUGUUCUCUUGUUGAAAUUUUUUAAACCACCACCUUUAUUGUUAGUUUUUGUUAUCAUCCUACCAUGAACUUGUUCUCGCUAUAUCGUUUGCGCUAAUGUGUUUUUUUUUUCUGCGUGUUCUUCGUAAAGUCUAUCGAACUUCUGUUUGCCAAUUCCAAUUGGUAUUUUGUCUACGCUUCAUUCCAUCCUGUUUGGUCUGAUUUGAGAAGUGCGAAAGUACAUGGUCAGAGUGUUCAACGAAGGUCCUUUCACAACUACGUUGAAUAUUCCAUAUGUUGCCGCUGCGAACUAUGUUCGAUGUUCUUUUCAAUCGGUUUUUUUUCCACAUGAUCACUGAUGUAUUAUCGACUAGUCAAUUCGCACCGUUUAACCACCAACUUACCACGCGCCUCCACCGCCACAAGGCUGCGUUUCGGGACUAUUGUAAGCAACAAACACACAACAAACUCCUCGUGCAGGGCAGUAAAGAAAUAACGAGAAAGAAAAAAAACAACAAAUUACUCAUAAUUGCACACCCAAGAUCCAUGGAUCAAUGCUUUAUUUUUAUGUAAUGUUAGUUUGUAGUGUAG
Molecule: messenger RNA, 7277 nt
Organism: Anopheles coustani
Lineage: Eukaryota; Metazoa; Arthropoda; Insecta; Diptera; Culicidae
Gene: ago
Product: F-box/WD repeat-containing protein 7
Exons: 11
Coding region: 840-5831 (1663 amino acids)
Biological process (GO): ubiquitin recycling; proteasome-mediated ubiquitin-dependent protein catabolic process
Cellular component (GO): cytoplasm; nucleus
Molecular function (GO): ubiquitin binding
Source: RefSeq, a predicted model, not a curated record